AUGGUGACCAAUAACGACACGAAUAGUAAUAUUUCUGACCAGAUCGAAAAGGAUAUGUGCAUUGUGUUCCGUAUCGUUGGAGUAUGUUUGGGCAUUCCCAACCAGACCUUCAAGUGGUAUUAUCGCUUAAGUUCUAAUGAACCCUUAUUGUACCAAAGCUUUACGCCGCUUGAGUUCUACAACUCAAUGGUCCGCCCGGUUAUUCGCCUUGAAGACAAGGUCUCUUUGAUAUCCGACCCGAGAGCCAACAGGGAAUUUGGCCGGUUGUACACGUUUGAUUUGGUUGGGAACGUUGAGGACGGCACUAAAAUCAUACGUAACAAUCAACCAAUUGAAGUACUGCUGGAAGCAUGCAAACAAUCGAUCGCCGAACUUGACGAACCGGUUUGGUACAGUUGUGAAGUGUUCCAGAGAUUUUCAAACGAACUUGGGCUCGAAGACUUAAAAAUACAUGACAUAGAAUCAUUGUUCGGCACUGACAUAUCAAUUCCAAUGACCAAAAGUGAACGGAUUUUAUACCACGAAUCAUACCCAACGCACGCAAUGGUAUUGACUGGAUUCCACGAAGAAAACGAUGAAGUUACACGGUGGCUCGUUGAAAAUUCUUGGGGUAAACGUAAUGUGAACACGAAUGGGUUCAUAACGAUGACCACUGAAUGGUUUAAAGAAUACGUUUUUGAAGUCAUUGUUGACAAAAGAAUACUGCCAAAAUGUGUUCUGGACGUAUUUAGCCAGGAACCAAUAGUAUUGCCAGUUUGGGAUAAACUUGCAUCUCGUAUUUGUUGA
Molecule: messenger RNA, 786 nt
Organism: Macrosiphum euphorbiae (potato aphid)
Lineage: Eukaryota; Metazoa; Arthropoda; Insecta; Hemiptera; Aphididae
Source: the annotation of a GenBank genome assembly